AUGCAUUACGAAAUAAUACGCAAUAAAAUUGGAGCUGUUGGAACGCACUAUCUAGCAGAUGCAUUACGAAAUAAUACGACUCUUACGAAAUUAAAUCUCGAAUCGAAUAAAAUUGGUGAGGUUGGAGCACAGCAUAUAGCAGAUGUAUUACGAAACAAUAAAACACUUACUACAUUAAAUCUUAGCGACAAUCGAAUCGGAGACGCUGGAACACAGCAUCUAGCAGAUGCAUUAAGGAAUAAUACGACACUUGUCAGAUUAGAUCUUGGAUUCAAUCAAAUUAGAGCUGUUGGAGCACAGCAUCUAGCAGAUGCAUUACAAAAUAAUACGACAUUUACCACGUUAAAGCUCUGGUGCAAUGGAAUCGGAGAUGUAGGAGUUCAACAUCUAUCAGAUGUAUUACGAAAUAAUAAGACACUUACGACAUUAGAUCUCAAAUUGAAUCAAAUCGGAGAUGUUGAAGCACAGCAUCUAGCAGAUGCAUUACAAAAUAAUAUGACACUUACGACAUUAGAUCUCGAAUUGAAUCAGAUCGGAUAUGUUGGAGCACAGGAUCUAGCAGAUGCAUUACGCAAUAAUACGGUACUUAUGUUUGAUUCUGAUGAAAAACUUCUUAUUUGA
Molecule: messenger RNA, 621 nt
Organism: Adineta steineri
Lineage: Eukaryota; Metazoa; Rotifera; Eurotatoria; Adinetida; Adinetidae
Source: the annotation of a GenBank genome assembly